Molecule: messenger RNA, 876 nt
Organism: Caenorhabditis briggsae
Lineage: Eukaryota; Metazoa; Nematoda; Chromadorea; Rhabditida; Rhabditidae
Gene: Cbr-col-109
Product: Protein CBR-COL-109
Exons: 4
Coding region: 1-876 (291 amino acids)
Molecular function (GO): structural constituent of cuticle
Source: RefSeq, a predicted model, not a curated record
AUGGAGGAUACACGAGAGAAAGCCUAUAAGGCUGUCACCUAUUCGGCAGUCACUUUUUCAUUUCUCGCUAUUCUCUCAGUAUGUAUCUCAAUGCCAAUCGUCUACAACUUCGUGGACUCAAUUCACCAACAAACGAAACGAGACAUGACUUUCUGUAAAUCGACCGCCAGAGAUAUCAUGUCUGAAAUCAGUCAUAAGAAGCCAAUUGCCGCCGCCAUCGCUGGCAACCUGACCACGAUUCGAAACAAGCGUCAAGCCGUCGGAUGCGCGGGAUGCUGUAAACCAGGUCACCCUGGACGUCCAGGACUUCCAGGACGCAACGGAAAGCCAGGAAUCCCAGGAGCACCAGGAAGGCCAGGAACUCCAGGACGUCCACCAAUUGUGUGCGAGGAGCAAGACAUCCCACCAUGCAAUCCAUGCCCACCAGGACCACCAGGACCACAAGGGCCAACUGGAAACAGUGGACAACCAGGACGUCCAGGAAAUCCAGGACGACCAGGAGCGCCAGGAACACCUGGACCAGUUGGACCAAACGGAGCAUCUGGGGAUCCAGGAGCACCAGGAAACGAUGGAGAGAAGGGAGAGCCUGGAAGACCGGCUCAAUCGACGCCUUCCACUCCAGGAGAGCCAGGAAAUCCAGGAGAUGCUGGAGCAACUGGAGCUCCAGGAGACGAUGGUGCACCAGGAAGAGAUGGACAACCAGGACAGUCCGGACCACCAGGACCACCAGGACCACCAGGAAACGCUGGACAAGCUGGACCACCAGGAAAACCAGGACAACCAGGUCUUCCAGGACCACAAGGAGAGAGAGGAAUCUGCCCUAAAUACUGCGCUCUCGAUGGAGGAGUCUUCUUCGAGGAUGGAACUCGCCGAUAA